Messenger RNA from Cheilinus undulatus (humphead wrasse), 1240 nucleotides. RefSeq lists its product as uncharacterized. The transcript is spliced from 4 exons. Lineage: Eukaryota; Metazoa; Chordata; Actinopteri; Labriformes; Labridae. Bases 255 to 755 code for a protein of 166 amino acids. The record is from RefSeq and is a predicted model, not a curated record.
GAGCUUGUUAUGUGCCAUGUUAUGUGACCCUGCAGGCAGCAAGUGUGCACAGAUGCUGUGAAGGAGGGAGGGUGACACGGGCCUGCAUCACCGGAAUGGGUGGGAGCAGGUGGAGGAGAAAAACAAGGGAGCUAUAAGAGAGAGAAGGGUCGUGUUUUCUUACAAUGACUGCUGACGGAUCAGAGUGAGCUCUGCUGCUGAGACUAGGAGAGAUCUCCAGCUAAACCUCACCACAGUAUUUUUCAGUGAGGAAGAUGAGGAUGAAGAGUUCCCUGGUUCUGUUCUGCGUCAUUGUAACAUGUGGGGCUCAGAAAUGGAAACAGGAAAUGACACGUUGGGACUCUAAAGACAACAGCAACGGCAAGACUUGCUCCAACCUCACCCAGGUCCUUGACAACUGGAAAUUCGCCAUUAUAACCCAAGUGAAAGACCUGCUGAUCAACGACCACGCCUCUGUUUUACCUGAAUACAACAGGAUCCAGCCCCUGUCAAAUGCUCUGGGAGACCUUUACAAGCAGUUCAACACUCUUAAAGACGAGCUGGCAGCGCUCUCUGCAAAGUUUGACAGCGUGGAGGGCUUCGUGGAUGAUCUGAAGGAAGGCAGAUUCACUGUGCCGCAGCGUCCCGUGCACAGGCUUCCCCCUGGGGUUGGACUCAGAGUUCCUCUGCGAGCGCAGAUGAGGGCUCCUGUACAGGGGAUUAUGAGGGGGCCAACAGUGAUCAGAGCGAGGAGGAGAGGGCCACAAACACCGUAGACCUCCUCACUACAUGUUUCAUUCUUUUAUUAAUGCUGACUAUCAAAAAGAGAUAAUGUGUUUGCAUUUUUACAGAAAAUGUAGCUUUAUGUAAUUUAUACAAGUCAUGCAUGAUUGUAUGCAUAUGAAAACUUUAAGUCUUCCAUAAAUGUUUUGAGAAUAUGUAUAUAUUACUUUUUUGUACAAAGUUUAUUUUAACCACAAGGUGGCAGCAUUUGUCAUAUGAUCAGAAUGGUCAGUUAGGUGUUUGGAGUACCACAGCUGGACACGUGGUAACAGAAAGACUUAAAAGCUGGUCUUGUACUGUGACAUCUAAUAUAAUGAUAUAUAAUUGACAUAUUUUAAUAACAAUCUGACCUUAUGUUUAGGGAGGAGCUAUGCUGUCCUGACUUACAAUUAUAUGUAUUUUUUGGAACCCAUGAUAAUAAGCAUGUGCUUAACAUUUACAUCUGUAAACAAUGAUCAUUACAAUUAAAAUAAAUAGA